UUGUCCUGCGCGAGUGUCCGUAGAACAACACGGAAGUGGAAGCGGAAAAGCAUUCCACCAUAACGUUCACAUAAAUUAUGUCGCGUUUAUCUUGUAGUGGCGCUGUCACUCAACCGCAUAGCUUCCAUAUAAUAAGGCAAAUACGACGAUGUAGGAUUUAAACGAAUUACCUUUACGCUCGCCGUUGUAGUUAUGUUGUUUUAAAGGAGCCUCGUUGUUAGCUAGCUGGCUAUCCCAGCUGGGUGGCUAACGAACGAGAACCCGUCCAAAAUUGGUUGAUUAUUUUUCUAGAAUAAAAUGGUUCAAAACAUGUUCCGUACCGGGUUCCUGGUUCGGGCCACACACACCGUGUUGACCUGGGUUAUAACGCUGAUUCUGUUCGUGCACAACACCGAUUUGCGCCAGUGCGAGGAGCGCGGCGAGCUGACGGUUCCUGUGCUGUUCUUCCUGCUGGUGGUAUUGUCGGUGCUGCUGUACUUUGCCGUUUCUCUCAUGGACCCGGGCUUCGUCCUCGCGGACACUGUCAAGCCUUCAGAUCUGGAAACCGAGUCCAUGAUGCCUCAGUCUUCCACUUGCCGUUUGCGGCGUUGCGGCUUCUGCCUACUGCAGCAGCCAAUGAGAGCCAAGCACUGUCCGACGUGCUCUCGUUGCGUGCGGCGCUUCGACCACCACCGCCC
This is a messenger RNA of Hippocampus comes (tiger tail seahorse), 677 nucleotides long. RefSeq names its product probable palmitoyltransferase ZDHHC12. Gene Ontology annotation, molecular function: protein-cysteine S-palmitoyltransferase activity. The record is from RefSeq and is a predicted model, not a curated record. Gene Ontology annotation, biological process: protein targeting to membrane; peptidyl-L-cysteine S-palmitoylation. The transcript is spliced from 4 exons. Gene Ontology annotation, cellular component: Golgi apparatus; endoplasmic reticulum. The annotation marks the transcript as partial. NCBI's taxonomy places the organism in Eukaryota, Metazoa, Chordata, Actinopteri, Syngnathiformes, Syngnathidae.